GAGAAUCCUGGUUCAAAAGUUCACUGAACUAUUUGGUUUAAAGUCCUACAUUCCAGAGGAUCUUGUACUUCAUGAAAAUUCUGAGAAGACAGCUUUGAAAUCCGAAAUUAUGACCCUUCCAGUUCUCAUGAAGGAUGAAAAAAAGUACAGUGACUGUGUGGAUGUUUUGGAUCAAUUGGAGCAAUGGACAGAGGAUGUGUGCAAAGCUAGUGGCAUAUACAACUUUGAUCAAUCUCCAUCUACAGCUUCCCAUCCUAUUGUUCAGGUGCCCACACGCCCAGAUCAACCACGAUCACAUAUCCCACCAGUUGGUUCCCAAACUGAUCCUUUAGAAGGUGUGAAAAUUCCCUGUUUUGGUGAUGAGUUGACCCGAGUAAGGUUUGCUGGAGCACGAGAUCUUCGCUCUGGAUGCCAUACACCCAAACAACGACUGGAUCAUUUGUACCCGUAUCGCAUUGUUGGAUGGCAUGCUAAAAGAAGUUUCUUAAAGUCUGUCUUCAAAAGACUCUACAAGAACUCUGGAAGAGAAGCAGGUACCAUUAGAUACUUCCGAGAGGUACUCAACAGGAGAAAUGUUACAGUCGAUAUAAAACAUUAUGAAGACUGUGAGCAGCUGUUCAUGAGUGUUGGCAAUUGCUAUCUUGUUGAAGCAUUGCUAGAGUUCUUCAAGAUGGAAAAUGUAAACGAUUCUCCAAAGGAAAAUAAUCCAUUGCCUGAUCAAGAGGAUUUGAGUGAAGAAGAAAAAAAAACCCACCUAAUGACUGUCUUAGACAAGUUCUUGGAUGAGUAUGUUUUCCAAGACACUUCAUGCAGCGAUGUUGACAGUUUAGAGGAAAAUAUCUCAGACAACAACUCAUCAGAUGGCAUUUUUAAUUAUUCUGUCAAUCUUCUUCGAUCCUUCAUGGUUCUAUUUGAUUGCAAAGAUGCAGUGGCAUAUGGGAAUGGAGAACAUUUGGCAUUAAUCCAGAAACAGAUGUUGUAUUACUUCUCAUCUGUUUCUGGAUUUAAUGUAUAUGCAAUUGAAAUGCUAGUUACCACCAUCCAGAAUGAAGUUUUACUCUCACCUGCUGAGUCACAUCUGUGUAAAUGGGCUGCACUAGUCAACUGGAAAGGAGGUGGUGGUAAAAACAUUGAAAUAGACCUGUUGCAAGAGAACCGGAACAGGGACAUGAAGGGGCUAAUUAGUUUGAUGGGAGCAAACAAGACAGAGAAGGCCAUCGAAAGGAUGAGCAAGGCAGCUGGAGGAAUCCGUAAGAUUGUAGAUGUUUUUGAAAACCAAGCUUCCAUUAAACAAAAAUCAUCAGCUCACUCGCACAAGUCCUCAUUGGAAGAUGAAAAAAAAGUUCUUGCUGAUUUGCGCAAAUUGAAGCCAUUUUCGUAUGUUCAAGGAAGAUCACAUACAACAUUUGCUGGAAUUUCAUCAAACCCACUUUGUGCUUUUGAUGAAGAAAAGUUUUCUGAAUGGUUGAAAAGACAUCAAAAGAACAUUGCAUUACAUUUUCCUGUUGUUAGUGACUUAGAUUCUGACAGAGAGAAACUGAUGAACCAGAAGAAAAUCAGAACUCUUAAAAGGUAG
Dendronephthya gigantea is the source of this 1576-nucleotide messenger RNA. RefSeq lists its product as uncharacterized. Bases 110 to 1576 code for a protein of 488 amino acids. The transcript has 2 exons. NCBI's taxonomy places the organism in Eukaryota, Metazoa, Cnidaria, Anthozoa, Malacalcyonacea, Nephtheidae. The record is from RefSeq and is a predicted model, not a curated record.